UCCUCAGGACCUGGGGUCAGUCAGUGAGUGGCCCUGCUUAUCUCCUGUCAUUUCCACCUGGAUUAAAUAAUAGCAGUGGCCAGGUAGAGCUUAGUGAAGGUGGACUUUAAAGACCUACAAUUUACAUGUCACAGUGGAUGGCUAGGAGAAUAUUGGACACAGGAAGGACUGGGUUAUUGCUCUGACAGAUUGCCUGGCGUUUGACCAGCUGUUUGACCAGGUGCUUGACCAGCUAGUGGACAGAGAGGAGUUGACCACAGGCUGUCUCUGUACAGGAUUACUUCAUUUAACCUAUUCAAUACUGUGUGAAGGUCAUCAGUGAAUGGCAUAAACUUCUGCAGUACUAUUGGUUACGUAUUAGACUAUAGGAAAGAAGACACACAAGGCGCAUUUUGAAUAACUGGUCACUCUCAGUAUUGGACAGCAUGAUGACCACAGAGUGUUUGCCCCAGUACAGCUCACAGGAAGAGUUGUAUAGAGAGAACUUGAAGAUGGAGUUUGAACUACAGAACGAGAAAGUAGACCGACUGGAGCGAGAGUUGAGAGACUUGUCUAGUUUGGGAACUAAGGAUGAUGUUGAGAUCAUGAACCUAAAACGUGCCAAGAUGGAAUUGGAACUGAAGACCAAGGAUCAGGAGGAGGAGUUAGAUGAACAGGCUGGCACCAUCCAGCAACUAGAACAGGCCAAGCUGCGUCUGGAAAUGAACCAGCAGAAACUGAGGCAGCAGUAUCAGAAGGAGAUGGAGGAGAAGGAGAUCGAGCUGGAGGAAAUGAGGUCAUCCACUCAGAAAAAGGUUCGACAGCUUGAGGUGCAGGUAGAGGACGAGUAUGAAGAAAAGCAAAAAGCUUUACGAGAAAAGAGAGAGCUGGAAAGGCAGUUGCAGGAGGUGGCAGAGAAAGCACCCAAAAGAGACAAAGAAACUGAAAAGAGAUUAAGGAAAGGUCUUAAAAAGACAAAGGCUCUGCUAAAGGAUGCUCAGACUAUGUUAGAGAAGAGCAAAGAAGGGGCUGCCUCAAAAGCCUCAGUUAAACAACUCAGGGAUAAGCUGGAGGAUGCAGAAUUUGCCACAUCAGCAGCUAUCAAAGCCAGGAAAGGUAUUGAGCUGGAACAGCAGGACCUCCAACAGCAGUUAGAGGACAUGACCAGAAAUAAGUCAGAUGCAGAAGACAGGUGCCUUUCACUCUCCAGAGACAAGACUGAGCUACAAACUCAGCUAGAAGACUUGGAAGAAGAAAUGAAUGAGUUGAUGAGGAAAUACAAAAAUGUAGUACAGCAGCAAUCGGUUGACCAAAUAAAUCUUACAGAACAAUCUACGCGGUUAGAGGAAUUGCAGCAAGAAAGAGAAAUGCUAAGAGAACAGAAUUCCUUAUUACAAAGCAAAGUAGAAUACUUAGAAACAAACUAUGUAGAUAAACAAGUGGUGAUCCGUCUGGAGUCCAAAUGCAGAGAACUGGAAUCCAGACUUGACCUGGAGCUGGCUACAAGGCAAAGACUAGAGGCAAGCACAACUAAGUUGAAAGCCGAUGUAGAAAAACUUACCACAGAAAAAGACAACCUUCAGGCCAAGGAGCAGGCAGCCCAAGAGAACGCUAAGAGAAGUCAGCGGCAGCUCAGAGAUCUGCGGGAGGAGUUUGGAGACGUGCAGAAACGAGAGUUGGAAGCUAGUCAGAAGAAAACCGAAUUAGAAGUGAAAGUUGAAAACUUAGAAGCAGACAGUGAGCAGCACCAAUCUGAUCUGAAACUUGCCUUCAAGAGGAUAGCAGACCUGCAGGCCGCCAUAGAAGAUGAAAUAGACAGUGACAGUGAUAUCUCAGACAGUGAUGGAGAAGACGAUGGUGAAGACUCGGAUUCCUCCAUAGACAUUGACACAUUCUUGGUGAACCACCGCCAUCAGCCCCUGAACCGGAGCGGGAGUGGUAGUAUAAGCAGCUUGGAGUACACGCCCUCUCAUAGGCUGUCUGCGGGCACAGACGGCUCGGAUGUAGAUGGACACAGUAGGUAUGGCCGUGAGUUUUACCAGUUUUAGAUGUGCACUGCACCUUGACUGCACUUUGAUUUGCUGUGACUCCUCAGCAUGCACAUCUCAACUGUAGAACUGCAGUGGUCUCUUUGGCUUCUUGGUUUGUAAGUAGACUUCACUGUGUACGCCAGUCUGGGCAGUGGUGACUGUAUAUAGGGUUUUGUGUUUAGAAAACUAAAAUUGGGCCAUGUCUGUUUUUGGAAAGGGGGAAGGGAGGGGUGUAGUUAGCCUUUUAUGGUUAAAUCAAAUAAUUUAGUAUUAUGGAAGAUCUCUUGGUUAGGAAAAAAGUGUGGAAGCUGAGGGUUUUUUAGAACAUUUUAAAGGUCCAUGAAAGAAAACAGUCACUUGCCUCACAGGGUUGACGCACACAGAUAUCUUUUCUCCUAUAUUAACUGAUAUAGAUACGCUCAUGUUUUUAUUAUUCUUCUAAAAUGUAUAGGUUGGGACUUAUUUAUUUACAAUCUCCAUGCUUUUUAUAAAGAACUUUUAAGUGAAAUUGCUUAUUUUAAAAAGAGACUUCAAUCACUAUUUUCCUGUAGAUAUUCUCAGUGUUGUUUAAUCUUACUAUUUUUAUUAAUAAUAUUAUUAUAAGGAAUUUUCCCUUUCAUCUUGAGCUAUUCAUGACUAAGUGGUCCUAUGGGGUUAAGUUUUUCAUCAACUAGUGGGCAUAUUAAAGUGGUUGUAGGUAAAAAUCCAAAAAACCACUAAAUAAAAUUUUAAUUAUGUUAAUAAUUGACCGUAGCUAUUAUUAUGUCCAUAAUAUUUGAUCAGUUAAAUUUUUUUUAAAUUUUCCAAUAUGGUUAUUUUCAAAUUUCUCCCAAAUGUGAACCACUUUUGAUGGA
Molecule: messenger RNA, 2863 nt
Organism: Lingula anatina
Lineage: Eukaryota; Metazoa; Brachiopoda; Lingulata; Lingulida; Lingulidae
Product: unconventional myosin-XVIIIa
Biological process (GO): actomyosin structure organization
Cellular component (GO): myosin II complex; cytoplasm; myosin filament
Molecular function (GO): ATP binding; cytoskeletal motor activity; actin filament binding
Source: RefSeq, a predicted model, not a curated record